Oncorhynchus masou masou (cherry salmon) is the source of this 3596-nucleotide messenger RNA. RefSeq names its product collectrin-like. Bases 192 to 854 code for a protein of 220 amino acids. The record is from RefSeq and is a predicted model, not a curated record. Gene Ontology annotation, biological process: positive regulation of amino acid transport. The transcript has 6 exons. Gene Ontology annotation, cellular component: plasma membrane; extracellular exosome. Lineage: Eukaryota; Metazoa; Chordata; Actinopteri; Salmoniformes; Salmonidae.
AGGGAGAGUUUUAGCUAGCAGCUGUGUGUGUCAUAGUUUUAACCAAUAAAACCUGGUAGUGGCCACUCCAAGGUCUGUUUGAUUCCAUUGUUGGACUGCUCCUUCAACUUUAAUGUCUGACAACUGGGACUUUGACUACGCCAGCAGCACAGCAGACUCUUUCUUAGUUCUGUUCUUAUCCUCAGGAGGGGAUGUUGGUGUGGAUCCUGUUUCUGCUCUGCCAGGUGGGGGCACCUGCUCUGGCACAAGACCUCUGCCAGCGCGAUACUCCAAACGGCUACAAAGUGCGCAUCAGCCUCAAAACUGCGUUGGGAGAGGAUGCUUAUGAAUGGAAUCAGAGUGAAAUGUUCUUUUUCCAAGCUACUAUGGCCUUUGCCAUGAGGAGGCACUUCCAAAUGGAAACGUACAAUGUCGACAACAUUAUCCUGUGUGUUCAGACUUCGAGGGUGUCCUUCUGGUUUGUGGUGACAUCACCAGACAACACCACCAUGCUUAUUCCUAAGGCAGAUGUGGAGAAAGCUGUGAGGAUGUCAAGGCAUCGCAUCAACAAUGCCUUCCUCCUGUCAGAUAGGACCCUGGAGUUUCUGGGCAUCUACCCUACACUAGCAGUGCCAGUCAACCCUGACACCCCUCCCUGGCUCAUCGUGUUUGGAGUGGUCAUAGGUGCUGUGUGUGCUGGAAUCAUUGCCCUGCUCAUAUCCUCUCUGCUUCAAAAGAGACGGAAAGAGAAAGGGAUGACAGAGGAUGGGCAGGAUGAAGAGGACAUGCAGGUGAAAGGAGUGGAGAAUGGCAUUAACCUGGAUGGCACUUACAAUAGAGGAUUCAUAGAUGAUGAUCGCUUUACAAAGCUGUAAAGGCUUUUCCGGUACAAUGCUGCCAAGUAAGCACUCCAAAGACACUUUUAUGCACUGUGUCUACAGUAAAACAGACUAGCCACUAGGAAAAUAAAUAAGUGAAAAGAACAGUAAGACGGGUAGCCUUCAACCAAUGCGAAUUCAAUGUGAAAUCAACAAAACAUGUCACCAUGACAUUGGAUUUAGGUUAAAAGUUGUGGAAAAAAAUUACAAAAUUCCCUUAUGUUCAUGACUUUUUAAAAAUCAAAUCAGUUUUCCACAUUGAUUUAACUUCAUCACAUUGCAUUUUUGUGGAAUCAAGCAGUUUUUGCCCAGUGGGUUCAAUCCAAUUGUAAAUGUAUGAAAAGGUGUAUUGCAUAUUUGUUUAUACUCAAUGAAUGAAUAAACAUUAUCUCAGUGGUAGUUUAUAAAUCAAGCACAAGAUUAUAUGGUUGGGUUUCCUUUUUCCUUUAUUUUUGUGGUAGGCUAUAUGGCGAAUAUCACAAUUCAGUUACAGUUAAAGUCGAAAGUUUACAUACACCUCAGCCAAAUACAUUUAAACUCAGACAUUUAAUCCUAGUAAAAAAUUCCCCGUCUUAGGUCAGUUAGGAUCACCACUUUAUUUUAAGAAUGUGAAAUGUCAGAAUUAUAGUAGAGAGAAUGAUUUCUUUCAGCUUUUAUUUCUUUUAUCACAUUCCCAGUGGGUCAGAAGUUUACAUACACUCAAUUAGUAUUUGGUAGCAUUGCCUUUAAAUAGUUUAACUUGGGUCAAACGUUUCGGGUAGCCUUCCACAAGCUUCCCACAAAAAGUUGGGUGAAUUUUGGCCCAUUUCUCCUGACAGAGCUGGUGUAACGGAGUCAGGUUUGUAGGCCUCCUUCCUCGCACACGCUCUUUCAGUUCUGCCCACCAAUUUUCUAUAGGAUUGAGGUCAGGGCUUUGUGAAGGACACUCCAAUACCUUGACUGUGUUGUCCUGAAGCCAUUUCCCCACAACUUUGGAAGUAUGCUUGGGGUCAUUGUGCAUUUGGAAGACCCAUUUGCGACCAAGCUUUAACUUCCUGACUGAUGUCUUGAGAUGUUGCUUCAAUAUAUCCACAUAAUUUCCCUACCUCAUGAUGCCAUCUAUUUUGUGAAGUGCAUUAGUCCCUCCUGCAGGAAAGCACCCCCACAACAUGAUGCUGCCAUCCCCGUGCUUCACAGUUGUGAUAGUGUUCUUCGGCUUGCAAGCAUCCCCCUUUUUCCUCCAAACACAACGAUGGUCAUUAUGGCCAAACAGUUAUAUUGUUGUUUCAUCAGACCAGAGGACAUUUCUCCAAAAAGUAUGGUCUUUGUCCCCAUGUGCAUUUGCAAACCGUAGUCUGGCUUUUUAUGGUGGUUUUGGAGCAGUGGCUUCUUCCUUGCUGAGCGGCCUUUCAGGUUAUGUCGAUAAAGGACUCGUUUUUACUGUGGAUAUAGAUACUUUGUACCGGUUUCCUCCAGCAUCUUCACAGGGUCCCUUGCUGUUGUUCUGGGAUUGAUUUGCACUUUUCACACCAAAGUACGUUCAUCUCUCGGGGACAGAACGCGUAUCCUUCCUGAGCAGUAUGAUGGCUGCGUGGUCCCAUGGUGUUUAUAUUGGGGCGGCAGGUAGCCUAGUGGUUAGCGCGUUGGACUAGCACACCGAAAUGGUUGCGAGAUUGAAUCCCCGAACUGACAAGGUAAAAAUAUGUUGUUCUGCCCCUUAACAAGGCAGUAAACCCACUGUUCCUAGGCUGUCAUUGAAAUAAGAAUGUGUUCUUAACUGGCUUGCCUAGUUAAAAUAAAAUAAAUACUUGCGUACUAUUGUUUGUAUAGGUGAACGUGGUACCUUCAGGCAAUUGGAAAUUGCUCCCAAGGAUGAACCAGACUUGUGGAGGUCUACACAUUUUUUUCUGAGGUCUUGGCUGAUUUCUUAUUAUUUUCCUAUAAUGUCAAGCAAAGAGUCACUGAGUUUGAAGGCAGGUCUUGAAAUACAGCCACAGGUACACCUGUGACUCAAAUGAUGUCAAUUAGCCUAUCAGAAGCUUCUAAAGCCAUGACAUAAUUUUCUGAAAUUUUUCAAUCUGUUUAAAGGCACAGUCAACUUGGUGUAUGUAAACUUCUGACCCACUGGAAUUGUGAUACAGUGAAAUAAUCUGUAAACAAUUGUUGAAAAAAUUACUUGUGUCAUGCACAAAGUAGAUGUCCUAACCAACUUGCCAAAACUAUAGUUUGUUAACAAGAAAUGUGUGGAGUGGUUGAAAAACAAGUUAAUGACACCAACCUAAAUGUAUGUAAACUUCCAACCUCAACUGUACAGUAUAGGUUAUCCAUGGCUUUAGUUAAGCAUUUCUGCAAACCAAGGAGGUGACAAUGGUCUACAAUUUUAAUAUUGUCAAAACUGUGAAAUUAUAGAAAGAAUCCAUAAGCAUGUUCAUUUAGAGAUCACAAAUACUUCUCAGUGAUCGCAGAUCUGAAAAUAAUCCAAAUGGAGCAACAAUUCAAUAAAUGUAUUUGAGAGGGAGGAAAACCCCACGAUAAUUGAUUUAACUAAGAAAUGCAUGUAGUUAAGUGUUAAACGCCUAUUAAUGUUUUUUACCGCUUGUUUUGCACAAUGUGAACCACUGGAGAAGAACACGUGAACAGAUUGGUUUAAACUUUAAAUGGGUUUUGUAGUGGAUGUUCUAGUAGUUUGACAUAAUGGCCAUUUUGAUAUUACUGUAGAUUGCUGAAUUAUGGAAAAAUAAACAAAUUGUGUGAAUCAGA